AUGUGCACCACAUCGCGUUACAUGGAUCUCAUGUGCUUGAUGUGGAUCAUAUGCAGCGACAACGAGUUAUUCGAGGCUGGGCGAGGCUCAAAUGACAGGUCUCUGGCUCACUAUAGGCUGAUACCUGGCACAUAUGAGCUGAUUAUCCUUGAAGACUAUGCAGACCCUUUUGAUGCUGAACAGGCCGGUGGCACUCAGACCAGCACAGAAAAGGUGACAACUGAGAACGAUGGUUACAUGGAGCCCUAUGAAGCCCAGAAGAUGAUGGCAGAGAUCCGAUCUGGUGGCCGAGGUCCUAAAGAGGGACCAGUGAGGCAACUUCCUCUGUACGAUACACCGUACGAGCCCGCUGAGAACGGCAGUGACUCAGACCCUGAGCGAUCACGCUGUCCCAGAGAAAGCCGUCUGCCCCAGGAUGACGAGCGACCACCUGAAGAGUAUGAUCAACCCUGGGAGUGGAAGAAAGAGAGAAUUUCUAAGGCCUUUGCAGCUCUGCUUUGUUAUGACUGCAUUAGCUACGAGGGCUCUAUAAGUGGCACUGGAUCAGGUUCCCAGAGGACAACGGACUGCACUUCUAAAUCCCUCACAGUAGAGAUUAAAGUGAUCAAGGACCUACCAUGGCCCCCUCCUGUCGGGCAACUCAACACCAGCCCUCCCCCAGUGGAGGAGCUGGAGUCUCCUUCCCAGACAGCCCAGCCCUCACCAGGACAGACAGCCUGUGACCAGCACCACCAUGUCCAAUUUGAUGGUGUGGAGAAGCCUCGAAUGUCACCCACCAAAGACGGGAAAUGCCGCCCGUUGCAGCGGCACUCCAGCGGCUGCCUGGUCAACACCAAAAUGACAUCACUGGACCACUGUAGUUCCUCUCUGGGGGAGCGCAUUGACCCAAUGAUGCCCCUGGAAAGCCAGUUCUGGUACCAUGGAGCAAUCAGUCGGACAGAUGCGGAGUCUCUGCUCAGACUGUGCAAAGAGGCGAGCUACCUGGUUAGAAACAGUGAGACCAGCAAGAACGACUACUCUCUGUCCCUGAAGAGCAGCCAGGGCUUCAUGCACAUGAAACUAUCCCGGACGAAGGAGAACAAAUACAUCCUGGGCCAGAACAGCUGUCCUUUUGACAGCGUGCCUGAGAUCAUCCAUUUCUACUCCAGCCGCAAGUUGCCCAUCAAAGGUGCCGAACACAUGUCACUGCUGUACCCGGUGGCCAUCAGGACACUAUAGUGCCACGACCGCCUUCUGAGCAUAACUGAACAGUAACAUCCCAAACUGCUGAUUCUGACUCACCUCAUUGGCCGACAGAUUCAGGAGCAGUUUUGACGGCCUACUGUAUACUAUCUCAUACAACUGGAUGUUGCAGAAGCUGUUAUUAUUUUAUUUUAUAGUAUUUUUAUUUUAUUUAUGACACACACCCACUGAUAAAACAUCAUUUCAUUGAUUUUUUUUUUUCUCUUAUUUUAUAUUUUUAAGGUGGUUUCCCUGAGCACUUAAGACUUUAAAGAAAAAUAGGUACAACAUGAUAAUUUGUCUGUUUAUCAUGCAUGUACCUUUUCUCCGCAAGUGGGCGUCUUGACAGUCGUACACGUGGCUUGUUGGAGUUUUCUCAUUCAAUUCUGCUCUGUUAAUACCCUUAAGUGUAAUUGUUUGUCAGAGGGACUUGAACACAGUAACAGCCUAAGGGAAGCAGCAUUUAUGAGGCAUGUUAGAGGAUAUCUUCCACACAGGUCCCAUACGGCGUCCAGGAUAUUGAGUAAUCUGGAUGAGCAUUAACGGUGUCCCCAGCUGCCCAGGAACAACCAGUGCGCCGUGCACUCUGAUCUCUCUAUCUUGUCAUAGUUUAUGCUGGGUGCGAUCCAUCACCGCGUGGGCGUGCAGCACCAAUGACGGUGUAAGUACCACAGUGAUGAGACAGGCAUGAGAGCAUGAUGGAUGGCUGAACCCAUGUGACACAGUACAUUUGGCUGAGACUUGGCGACCAGAGCCUCUCCAAAUGGAUAAAAUUACCCACCUAUCCCUGCUUAGAAUGGCUUUGCAUCGGGGGAAUGAAAUAUGUCUACACUGUCUACCUCAGAAAAUCAAUUUCAUUCACUCGUCUGCAGAUCAAUAGGUACAAAGGGAUUGUACAGAUUGAUCGCUUUUCCCUUAGACAUUCCCAAUUCCCUUAAAAAUGCGCCAUUGGUUUAGGACUAUUGUUCUACAUCAAGUCAAGAUUAGUUUGAAACAUGAAGCAGGUUUUUAUUUUUAUUUUUUCCAGGUCAGCAAUUGUAUGUAUAGUCAGUAAUAUGAUGCUGUGUGAUGUCAGUAACAAAUGUUUGGUUAAUGCCUUAUAUUGCAUGGGUCAAAUCAGUCGUCUAGUUCAGAUGAAUUCCAGUUCUGCUUUUAACGAUUGUUCUGUGACUGUAAUUUAUUCUGGGCUAAUUAGUAGCAGCGUGUUACUCACUGUUCCGUGCUGACGUGAUUGUGUUUGUUGGGGAGACUGCUUCAGUCUCUUUUAAUGUGGUGCUUUGCCUUUUUUUCUGUUUUGUUGUUGUUUCGAGUUCUGCUCAUGCACGUUUGCCACGGUGGCCUGACUCUGGGACACAAGCGUCUCUUGACCAAUGGAAUUGUCAAGCCUCACGUGAGACACAAUUGCAGAUGCCCUCUGGACCAAUCGCACCACACUCUGCUCAUCAAGACUUACAUGUGUCUGUCAUGGUUCCACUAAGCAUUAAAAUGUCUCCAUUGUCAAGCCUU
Messenger RNA from Thalassophryne amazonica, 2727 nucleotides. RefSeq names its product SH2 domain-containing adapter protein F-like. Lineage: Eukaryota; Metazoa; Chordata; Actinopteri; Batrachoidiformes; Batrachoididae. Bases 1 to 1218 code for a protein of 405 amino acids. The record is from RefSeq and is a predicted model, not a curated record. The transcript has 8 exons. Gene Ontology annotation, molecular function: phosphotyrosine residue binding.